Messenger RNA from Chroicocephalus ridibundus (black-headed gull), 4692 nucleotides. It is a transcript of the gene STXBP6, whose product is annotated as syntaxin binding protein 6. The transcript has 6 exons. Lineage: Eukaryota; Metazoa; Chordata; Aves; Charadriiformes; Laridae. The record is from RefSeq and is a predicted model, not a curated record. Gene Ontology annotation, biological process: regulation of SNARE complex assembly; exocytosis; Golgi to plasma membrane transport. The coding region runs from base 234 to 866 and encodes 210 amino acids. Gene Ontology annotation, molecular function: phosphatidylinositol-4,5-bisphosphate binding. Gene Ontology annotation, cellular component: exocyst; plasma membrane.
CGGCCCGCGGGCGGCCCCGAUUGGCGCAGCCGGCGCACGUGGGGCCGCCCUCACGCCUCGGCGCUGGCAGCGCGGCGGCGGCCGCCGCGGGGCACAGCUCGGCGCGGCACUCCGCUCCCCGCGGGUCUCCGCGCAUCGCCCGCGCCGCUGCGGCGAGCAGAGGCGAGGAGCCGGCGGGAAGGCAGGCAGGCACGUAGGUAGAGACCAGCAGUCUGCUGUAUCUGUGAUCUACAAUGAACGCCAAAUCUGCAAUCAGCAAAGAAAUUUUUGCCCCACAUGAUGAAAGGAUGCUGGGAGCGGUCCAAGUGAAAAGAAGAACAAAAAAAAAGAUUCCUUUCCUAGCUACUGGAGGUCAGGGUGAAUAUUUAACAUACAUCUGCCUGUCAGUGACGAACAAGAAACCAGCUCAAGCAUCUAUUACGAAGGUGAAGCAAUUUGAAGGCUCUACAUCUUUUGUCAGGAGAACGCAGUGGAUGCUCGAGCAGCUUCGCCAGGUCAAUGGUAUAGACCCUAAUCGGGAUUCCCCAGAAUUUGAUUUACUAUUUGAAAAUGCUUUUGACCAAUGGGUAGCAAGCACAGCUUCAGAAAAAUGCACGUUCUUUCAGGUUCUACAUCACACUUGUCAGAGAUACCUUACAGACAAGAAGCCAGAAUUCAUCAACUGCCAAUCUAAAAUUAUGGGAGGGAACAGCAUACUCCAUUCAGCAGCAGACAGUGUGACAAGCGCAGUACAGAAGGCAAGUCAAGCUUUGAACGAGCGUGGUGAAAGGCUAGGUCGAGCAGAAGAAAAGACAGAGGAGCUGAAGAACAGCGCUCAGCAGUUUGCAGAAACUGCCCACAAGCUUGCCAUGAAGCACAAAUGCUGAGAUACUGCCCAAAGUUGAAAUCCUCCCGAGAGAAACUGAAAAGGCUACAUUCAGCAACUUUUACAGGAGAUCCAGACUUCUGUGUGCUUUUUUUCUUCCAGUUCAGUGGAGAUGCAUUCUUUCAGUUUCUGUGCAGGAAAAAGUGUUGCAUUUCUACCUUUUUGACUUACUUUUGUUCCUCUUUUGUAAUAUUGCUACACAGUCCUGCAGUACUUUCUACCUGUAUUUCAGUUGUUACAGGAGUGAAAGCAAACAGGGGAACUGGACCAAAUGACAAGCUGAUCAGGAUUAAAAUAGUAAUAUUCUUCCCCAGUUGUACAGCAAAUUAUUUAACUGGUUGCGGACGUAUGUGUGGAAAUAAAAUGCAAAGGGGUAUACUUUUCUUCAUUUUAUGUAGCAUCAGCAGAGUGUGAAUGUUGGAAUUAAACACCUGGGGUUGUAACUGUAGCGGAGAAUAGACUGCUUUGUCCUGGGAAACAGAAAAACUUGUUUCUUCUGUCCAAUGUAGGAAGUUUUGUAUGUGCCGUCACCAGCAUUCAGAAGUGCACAUCUGAAUUCCAUAGGGGAAUCUGUUACCAGUGCUGCAUUUUGAAUAUUCCUGUUUUCCCUUCUGGAUUGAUUAUUUGAAUAGUAUAAUGAAACCUACAGAAUGUAUGCUUGAGGUUUCAAAAUUGAAGAAAAACGUAAUUUUUACAUCUGUACACACAUAGCUGUGCCUCAAACACAAUCUAGACCUUAGCAAUCUGGUAUAAAAUAACAUUUCAUUUUCUUUUUACCUGUGAUUCUGUGGCUAAAGGCCUAUGUAAAUGAGAAUGCAAAAGCCUGAGAAUAUGAGAAUGCACUAUUUUCCAAGUCUUCUGUUUUUCAUAACUUCUACAGUAAGACUUUUUGGAAACACUUCAGAAAUUUGUCUGAUUAGAAUGACUUUUGUGUUCGCUAGUUGUCUGAUUUUUAAAAUAGAGGCUUUCAAAAAGCAUGUCUUGGUACAGUAGAGUCAUAACUUCUAGUUUGGGUCUCAAUUUUCAAUAUAUAUUAUCACUGGAAGGGUGACUCCCUACUUCAUUCUGUAUUCACUAUAUGCAAUAUGUGCACUGUAUUCUCUUACAAAAAUAAGUAGGUUACUCUUUUUCUUCACAGCUGUUUUCUUAACACUUUUGUGAUGUUCUAAUACACUUCUAGAAUGAAGAAAAAAAGAAAAGAAAAAAAUGGUGCACUUCUUUCUUUAUUUUUGGUUUUUGUUUUGUUUUCUUUUUUUUUUUAACUGGUAAGCUAGAAACAGAAAUCCUAGCUGAAAUUUCAGCCUUCAUCUUCUGAAGAUGCCCGCUCUCCUUUUUUUUUUUUUUUUUUUUUUUGCCCUCAUCUUACCUGAAAGCCAGAAGCCAGGAAGCUGGCAUUAUAUGAAUGUACUGUAGUUUUAAUUUACAAUGUAGAAUAAGAUUUUUGCAUUAUUAAUGACACUUUAAGCAGACUAAAAUCCUCAGAGCAGUGCUUGUAAGAGACAUAAAAGCUUCUGUAGUAAUUGAGAAUAUUUUAGUUACUGCAAGCUGCGGUAACUGCAAGUCUCUUGGAAAUACCCAUUUUGUAAAACGUUGCUUGGCUUUAGGAAGACAUUUGCAUUUGAACUGAGGACACUGUCUGGUUAACUAGUUGCAUUCAAACUUUACAUCUAUUUUUUUUCCCUGUAAUUUAAACUGUUUUGUAUGAAGCUUUUUAUUUAAUUUCACGCUGGGAAUUGAGAGAAGGGGUAAGUUUUUCACCCGUGUAGUACCAUACGAUCAUGUAGAUCUACUUAGCAUCAGCUCUAACAGUUGCUACAUCCAGCACCGUCAACUGAAAAGGAAUUUGGCUACAUCUGUGAUAAAACAGAACAGGCUUAUUAACAACGUGGGUUCUGAACACUCUGUUGAGCUCUGGUACCAUUAAUGCUUGCCCUGGACAUGUCAGUAGCUUUCUGAGUGCUAUUGUAAUGAUUAUGGGUAUUUCCGCGAAUUAACCAGGAAAACAGUCCCUCAUUAGAAAUUAAAUUUCUGCUAAAGAUAAAAUGUUAGGCUAUUUUUUUUUUAAAAUAGCUGCAUUAGAAAUCUGUCAGGGAGUACACUUUUGACCACGUAGCUAUCUUCUGUCGUCAUCUUUUUCACUCUUACUUUUUUAAGUAUAUUCUGCUGCUAACCUCACAAGUCUUUCUUUUGAGAGAAAGAAGGAAUAGGUUUUGAACUGCUGCCAUCUAGCUGGUCUCCUAAGCUUGUCAAUAAUUUAGAAGAAAUGUCUAAAACCCAGAUCAGAUAAACCUGAAAAGAAUUACUUGUGUAAAUUCAGAUAAAAAGGCAUAGGUUUUCAGGUGUUUACGUGAAUGUCAGCUGAACAGGACAAGGUCACAGUUGCACGGCUAAGUUCCAGACCUUUCGUGAGUUGAACUGUUCUAAAACAUUACUUUAGUCCCACUGACAGUUUUCCAGAUUUUUUGGUUUUUAUAUCCUCCGGUUAAGUGUAUUGUGUUACGUAUCAUAACUCAGGACUUCUAUCCAGCCAUCAAAAGCCAUUUAGUAUGGGAAUUCUAAGUAACCUAGUGUUAUUGGAUGAAGGAAAAGCGGAUUGUCUGUGUUUACUUUGUUCUUGCUGUUUGUUAACAAACUACAAGAUUUGGUAGUUUUUAGAAAUAAAAAAUAAAAAUCAGAGGUGUAUAAAUGUCUAUCCAAAGGUAAAUCUUAGAGCGUUGCAAUUUCCUUCUGGAACUUAGCUUGUAGUGUAUACAACCUAGUAUUAUUAGAUAGUCAUGUACAUAACAUAUACUAUAAUUCAGGUUAAUGUUUCAUAUGAACGAAUGUAUUUGUAAAUUGUAACAACAUCAAUAGUUUAUCUUUUUAAAUUCCUGCAAAGAAUAAAAAUAAUGUAUUGUUAGACUUGACUACUGUACUGCAAACUCUGUCUUAAAAGGCUACUUUUGUGUCUAGCAAAAGUUGUGCAUUAUGUGAAAUAUUAACAAAAACAUGCUCUCUGAAAAGUGAUCUUAAAGGUAGGUAGGUUUUGCUAUGAUAUGCCAGAAUUGUAAUACUUGCUGGUAUCUGUUGUAACCAAUUUCUUGAAAGUUCUCAAAGAUGUAGAAAUUAUUUUGUGCCAUUCUGGGGGAAAAAAGUGGGACCUGCUCUCUUGAGUCAUUACUGGAAACCCUGGUUUUGUCAUUAAAUACUUUAACUGUGAUGAAAAGAAAACUGUCCUUGGAUUAUUUGAUCUAUUCUGUCUAUCCCUCUAUUUGGUCUAUUCAAAAUAGAAAUUAUUUGUAAAUGAUAUUUUUAUAUUUCGCUCUAGCGGAAUUAUAUUUCACUCUAGCAAAACUGAAUAAAAAUGAGUUCCCACUGUAAUGAUGAAAACUUUCUAGAGAAAGAAUACUGUAAUUAAAAAAGAAGUAGCGGGAGCAAGGUUGAAGGAUUUCAUGCUGAAGCAGAUUCCAGACGACAGUUAACACAGGUUGAAGUUAGCAUCCUGCCUAAAGGCUGUACAGGUUAAGAAGAACUUUGGUGUUAAUUUUGCUUUCAAUUUGCUAUAAAAUGCUUGUUCUCAUAUCUUUAUUGUUUUUCUUUUGGUCAUCUAACUUUAUUGAUAUUUUUUUAUCAAACCAAAAGCAAUUUUAAUUGCCCUGUGGGAAUAAAACUAUAAAGGUAAAGUUGUUCUACACAGAGAGAAGCAAUCCCAUAUAUUCCAGUGAGAGCUACUUGCACAAGAAUCGUAUUGAAUAUGAACUGGCUGCUGACAUCUCUCUUUUUCAGGCUUAAACAUGGUCCCUCAGAUCCUAAUCUCAAAAAUGUCCUGUUGACGAAUACCGUCAACU